GAACUUGUCUCCCAGUCAAUAGCACAAGGAAGGGAGGUGGUCCAGAUUUCUGAUUGCUCCCUACGAAAGACAUGUCUGAAGUCACGACUGCUUGGAAGGGCGUAUCAAAGUACUUUGUUUGCAGUGCGCUGACCUGCUAUGCGAUCUCUUUGCAUUUUGGGUUCUACAGCUGGAUUCUUUAUUCUCCCGAAGUGCUCGUUUAUUUCUUUUUUAAUGUGUCGCAACUAGACGAGUUGCCUGACCAGUCUACUCAGUUGUUCUUCUUGGAACUUGCCAUUGACUUAUUCCCAGUUGGAGCCCUAGUAGGAUCACUUUUGUCUGGCUAUAUAGGAGACAGAUUUGGCAGGAAAGGCUCUUUGGUGGUAACUAAUUUUUUGUCCAUAACCUCGGUCAUCUUUUUGGCUUGUGACACAGAGUUAUAUGUUUACGAAUUCACCAUUUGUGCACAUUUGCUUACUGGGGUAUGUGUAGGUGUAAACCUCUGCAUUAUGUAUGUAUACCUCUUUGAGAUUUCUCCCAGAUGCAUAAGGGGAGGUGUCGUCAUGCUAUCAGAUUCCUUUGUAAAACUGGGCAACGUGAUUGCUCAGAUUCUCACCUUUCCUUCAAACAUAGGACACAAGAAUGGCUGGUAUCUAAUGGUAAUUCUGGCUGCAAUAAUUCCUUUGACUCUGACCUUCCUACUACCCAGAAUCCCUGAAAGUCCUAGAUACCUACUGAUCCAAAAGCAAGAUGAAGAGACAGCAAGGAAAGUCUUGUGGAGGUUAAGGGUGACUGGAGACGUGGAACAAGAAAUUGAAGAACUUCGGCAAGAGAACCUUUCAGAGAAGGAAGAGAAGAAAACAGAUAUAAUUCAUUUGGGCAAAAUCUCAAAUGUCACAUGGAGCCAUUUUUGUAUGGUUGUCAUAAUGGCCGGGACACAGCUUUCUGGCUUUCAUGAAUUUUAUUAUAAUAAUUAUAAAAUUUUGCGGAGUACAGAAUUGACUUACAAAACCAUGUGGCUCCUGAAAAUAGGCAUAAGCUUCCUUCUCUGCUUCACAUCUAUGCUAGCGGCAUAUCUUGUUGACCACUUGGGCCGAAGGAUUCUUUUUCUCGGUGGCCUUGCAAUUUGUACUCUUAGUCUCAUUUUGAUGGUUGUGGUGCUUGAAAUAUUACGAUAUCAGAAAACCAGUUUGUUGAAUUAUUUCUGCGUCAGUCUGCUUGUCAUUUUCAUUGCUGCAUUUUGCAUGGGACCAAGUAUAAUUUCAGUAAUAAUUUCACUGGAAUUGUUCCUUCAGUCAUCACGAGCAUCAGCUUUUGCAAUUGCAGGAUUUGAAUACUGCGCAGCCAAUAUUUUCCUAACAUUGAUGCAUGGUAAAAUGAAGAUUUUCUCCUUUGAUGUGUGGAUUGAGUCUGAGUAAUUUAUUUGGGGGUUCAAGGAAGUUUGAGUAAAAGAUCCCCCCACCACCACAUUUGCUAUUCUUACUUGAUUAAUUUACUGACUGUCAAUUAAGUAGCGGAGACCCUGCUUCUCACUAUGGAUUCUGUUAAUGUUUAAGGGAAGAUGGAAAAAUUAUAAGGGAUAAAAUGUAUUUUGAUAUAAAGCAUCCCACAACCGUUUCUCUCUUUCCCUUUUCACCAAAAAAAAUCAUUUUACGUCUUGAGAAGGAACUUGGAUCGUACUCCUUACUCUUCUUCAGUCCAUUCUGUGUGGCAGUCUUUAUUUUCUUCUACCUGUAUAUCCCAGAGACCAAAAAU
Molecule: messenger RNA, 1734 nt
Organism: Pantherophis guttatus
Lineage: Eukaryota; Metazoa; Chordata; Lepidosauria; Squamata; Colubridae
Source: RefSeq, a predicted model, not a curated record